Mesoplodon densirostris (Blainville's beaked whale) is the source of this 1443-nucleotide messenger RNA. RefSeq names its product tripartite motif-containing protein 64C-like. Bases 91 to 1443 code for a protein of 450 amino acids. Gene Ontology annotation, molecular function: protein binding; zinc ion binding. The transcript is spliced from 6 exons. NCBI's taxonomy places the organism in Eukaryota, Metazoa, Chordata, Mammalia, Artiodactyla, Ziphiidae. The record is from RefSeq and is a predicted model, not a curated record.
GUUGGACAGUUCUUGUUGACCCUGAUAUCCACAGAUUUCCAGGACGUGCAGCCUUCCAGAAGUAAGACCACUCACAGUGGACUCUGAAACAUGGAUUCAGACACAUUGCAAGCCUUCCAGAAUGAACUAACCUGCUCCAUCUGUAUGAACUACUUCAUAGACCCCGUCACCAUAGACUGUGGGCACAGCUUUUGCCGUCCCUGCCUGUACCUCUGCUGGGAGGAAGACCAGACUCCAAAGAGCUGCCCUGAGUGCAGGGGACUAUCAGAGAAGCCAGAUUUCAAAACCAAUAUUGUACUCAAGAGGCUGGCUUCCCUCGCCAGACAGGAAGCAGCUAAACAAACCAACAGCUCGGAGGCGCAGAUCUGCGUGACACACAAAGAAGCCAAAGGGUUCUUCUGUGAGGUUGACAAGACCCUGCUCUGUGGCCCCUGCUCUGAGUCCCCGGAGCAUGCAGCUCACAGCCACAGUCCAAUACAAUGGGCUGCUGAGGAAUACCGGGAGAAACUUCUGAAGAGAAUGGACUCUUUAAGGAAAAUGACACAAGAAAUGCAAAACAGUCUGAAUCAAGAAGCUAACAAAACUCAGUUGUUAGAGAACUAUGUGGCCAUGAGGAAGGUGAUGAUCAAAGUUCAGUAUCAGAGGAUCCACCUGUUUCUCCGGGAGGAGGAGCAACUCCAUCUGGAGGCCCUGGAGAAAGAAGCGAAGGAGACUCUCCAGCAACUCAGGGAGAGUGAAUUCAGAAUGACUCAACAGAAAGAAAGUCUGAAAGAAAUGUACAGAGAGCUGACAGAGAUGUGCCACAAGCCUGAUGUGGAGUUGCUCCAGGUGAGAAGGGAGGUUCCAUCCAGGACUGAUUUGGUACAGAUGCAAAAGCCUCAGCCAGUGAACCCAGAGCUCACUUCCUGGCCUGUCACUGGAAUCCUAGACAUGCUGAACAACUUCAGAGUGGAUAAUGUUCUGAGUCAGAAAAUGACCAUUCACAAUGUAAGCCUUUCUGAGGAUCGUACAAGAGUGAUGUUUGGAGGUGACCAUCACAACGUGCCCAGAGAGCCCCAGAUUGUGGAGAGAUUUGUGGCCUGGGGAGCUGUGGCCUUCACCUCUGGGAGGCAUUACUGGGAGGUGGAUGUGACACACUCCUCGAACUGGAUUCUGGGAGUCUGUAAAGAUAUCUUGACGAGUGAUACUGAUAUCAUUAUUGAUUCUGAAGAAGCAUUUUUUCUAUUUUCUGUGAAGGUGAACAAUCAUUAUACUUUGUCCACAAACUCCCCACCCUUAAUUCAGUAUGUGAAAAGGCCUUUGGGUAGGAUCGGAGUGUUUCUGGAUUAUGACAAUGGAACUGUGAGUUUCUAUGAUGUUUGCAGAGGUUCCCUCAUAUAUAGUUUCCUUCCUUCCUCCUUCUCCUUCCCUCUGAUGCCUUUCCUUUGCCUUAGAUCUCCAUGA